AUGAAUCCCUUGAAAGAUUGUAAUAGAUCAUUUAUUAUCAUUAUUAGUAGAAGAGAUAGAUAAAAUAUUAGGGAUAAAAUGGCAGAAAGAAAUUAAUUAUAUUAGAAAGCAUCCUAAAACUAUUUAUCAAGUUUGUAAAGAGAAGUUGAAACUAUAAAAAGAACCAGACCUUUAGCUGAAACAAGAAAUUUGGAGUUUAGAGAGCAAAUAGCAAAUUUAUUUAAGAGAUAUGAGGAUGGAAGUGUCAGAUUAAAAUAAGCAAUUCAAAAAACUAACAUUGAAAAAAUUAAUUAUAAUGAGUAUUUAAUUAAGGUGUAUCCAAAUUAUUUUACAGAUGAAAAAAGAAAACUCAGGGAAGAAAAUUAACGACUUAUGCAAUAAUUAUAAGGAUUUAGGUAAUAAGUUAGCAAUGUUCCAUUGUAAGAAUUACAAAAUCUUGAAAAUGAAUAAUACGAUUAUAAUGAUUAAUAAAAAUUUGAUCAAUAUUUAGGAUAAGAUUAUUAGGAAUAGGAUUACUAAAAUUAAUAAUAUCAUUUUUAAGAAUAAUAAAGAUAAUAGUUUUAAUAACCUUAAGGACAUUAAAAUUAGUCAGGCUAAUCAAAAUUAAAUUUAACAAAACAAUAAGAAUAAGAUUUUUUAUCAGAGUACUUAAUGCCUCAACAAGGGAAAAAAUGA
Paramecium tetraurelia is the source of this 675-nucleotide messenger RNA. RefSeq lists its product as uncharacterized. NCBI's taxonomy places the organism in Eukaryota, Ciliophora, Oligohymenophorea, Peniculida, Parameciidae. The record is from RefSeq and is a predicted model, not a curated record. The transcript has 3 exons.